Triticum aestivum (bread wheat) is the source of this 1636-nucleotide messenger RNA. RefSeq names its product heat stress transcription factor C-2a. The record is from RefSeq and is a predicted model, not a curated record. Bases 207 to 1037 code for a protein of 276 amino acids. The transcript has a single exon. Lineage: Eukaryota; Viridiplantae; Streptophyta; Magnoliopsida; Poales; Poaceae. Gene Ontology annotation, cellular component: nucleus. Gene Ontology annotation, molecular function: DNA-binding transcription factor activity; RNA polymerase II cis-regulatory region sequence-specific DNA binding. Gene Ontology annotation, biological process: cellular response to heat; regulation of transcription by RNA polymerase II.
AAAUCCCGCCGCCCGGCGAGCGCCUGCCGCGUGCGCCACCACGCGUCACUCCACCUGUCCCCGCUCCCCCGUCGACAUCCGGCCUACAUAGACACGGAGCAACACACCUCGGCUCGACACAUCUCCCUCCCAGUCGCAGUCCAUCCACUCCCCGUCCGUUCCCCAACCAGCAACAAGCAAGCAUCUUCUCUCCUUCCGUCGCGACGAUGAGCGGCGGCGGCAUCGAAUCGUCCUUCUCGGGGAGCUAUGGCGUGGGCGCGGCGGGGGUGGCGCCGUUCGUGGCCAAGACGUACGGGAUGGUGGACGACCGGGCCACCGACGCCGUCGUCGCCUGGGGGCCCGCCGGCAACAGCUUCGUCGUGGCCGACCCCUUCGCCUUCUCGCAGGCGCUCCUCCCGGCGCACUUCAAGCACGCCAACUUCUCCAGCUUCGUCCGGCAGCUCAACACCUACGGCUUCCGCAAGGUGGACCCGGACCGCUGGGAGUUCGCGCACGCCUCCUUCCUCCGCGGCCAGACGCACCUCCUGCGCCACAUCGUCCGGCGCCAGAGCGGCGGCAAGCGCGGCGGCAAGGACGGCAAGGAGGUCGGCGACGAGGAGGAGGAUGAGGAGAGCAGCAGCGCGGUGUUGGCGAUGGAGGUGGUCCGGCUGAGGGAGGAGCAGAGGGCCACCGAGCAGCGCGUGGCGGAGAUGUGGCGCCGGGUGCAGGACGCCGAGCGCCGGCCCAAGCUGAUGCUCGCCUUCCUCCUCAAGGUCGUCGGCGACCCCGACGUGCUGCGCCGCCUCGCCGGCAGCUCAGCCUCAGUUAGCGGCCUGGAUGAGGGCGCGGAGGAGGUCAAGAGGCCGCGGCUGCUCCUCGACGGGGACGGCGUGGGGGUGGACGGGCUGUUGUACCACCACGGCGGCAACCUGAACAUGGAGGAGGCCCUGGUGCCGGAGCCGAGCGUGGACAUGUACUACGCCGGAGGCGACGGGUUCGGCGGCGUGCAGGCGGACGGCGGGCCGCCGUACGCUUUCCACAUGGACAGCGGCUACUGAGGGCCGUGGGUUCGGCCUUGGGCGGCUGGUGUGCGUGCUUCCGCCGUCGAACACCCGCCCGAAUUGCUCUGCUCUGUGUGUAUGUAGAGAAAGGAGGCUAGAUAGGGGAAGGCUCUGACUUGUGGCUGUACUGUAGAGGAGAUGGAAUCUCAAUCUGUGAGACGUAUAGUGUUUUUUCUUUUACUGUGUUUUAGCCCAGCAACUUUUGAUCGGGUGAGAUGUGUAAAACCUGCGUUGGUGUGAGAAAUAGAGAAACUUUGGCAUCCAAAUGGCUUGGCAGUAAUGUCCAAUGCUGGAGGCAUCACAUCUCUGUUUUUAAUCGCAGCACCUGGUUGGUUGAAUUUGAAGCAUACAUCCAAAGUUGGAAAGUUGUGUUGAGAGGCAAGGAUCUGUUCUGCUCAGGUCUCCUCUCCAUUGCUGCUGGAUACCCUUUUUUAUUUUCUUUUUCUUUUUUUGCUUGCUUGAUGAAGAUGAAGUCCACAUGAUCCGUAGGCCGUAGCUGAUGGAGUGCUGUUUGGAAGAUCAACCUUUUCCUUUCCCCCUUCCCAUCCCACUCUGUUUUUUCGAGCAGUAAUGGUAUCUUGACCAGACAAACUUCU